Molecule: messenger RNA, 1228 nt
Organism: Apus apus (common swift)
Lineage: Eukaryota; Metazoa; Chordata; Aves; Apodiformes; Apodidae
Gene: CCDC134
Product: coiled-coil domain containing 134
Exons: 7
Coding region: 91-780 (229 amino acids)
Source: RefSeq, a predicted model, not a curated record
GCGGGGAAGCAGCGGCACGGCAUGGCAGCGCGGCGGGGCUGAGCGCCGAGCCCGGUACCGGCAGCCGGCCCGCAGGCUGCAGUGGUCAACAUGGAUUUUCUCUUCAUCUGCCCCUUUCUGCUGGCGCUGCUGCUGUCCCGGGGCAGCUUCGCAGAUCUGGAAAAGCAGAGGGUGGACUCUGGCUUGGAAAUCUACAAGAAGCUGUUUGAGGUGAAGCGCAAGGACCAGAUGAAUGCACUGAAGAACCUGAUCGAGCUCAAUGACAUCAACCAGCAGUACAAAAUCAUUGACAUCAUGCUCAAGGGACUGUUCAAAGUGCUGGAGGACUCCCGGGCUGUUCUCAUCGCUGCCGACGUGCCUCCUGAUGGGCCUUUCCCUCAGGACGAGAAGAUAAAGGAUGCGUACUCCCACGUGGUGGAGAACACCGCCUUCUUCGGGGACGUCGUCCUGCGCUUCCCCAAGAUCGUGCACCACUACUUUGACCGCAACUCCAACUGGAACAGCCUGAUCCGCUGGGGCAUUGGCUUCUGCAACCUGACGGGCGUGUUCGAGCAGGGACCCCACUCCCAAGUCCUGGGUCUGAUGGCUCAGGAGCUGGGAAUCAGCGAAAAAUCACCUGAUUACCGCAAUCCCUUUAAAACAGACCACUCAGAGUUUUUCCCCAGUGCCGACACCUUCCAGAAGGCGCUGCGGGAGGAGGAGAAGCGGAGGAAGAAGGAGGAGAAGCGGAAGGAGAUCCGCAAGGGCCCACGCAUCUCCCGCUCGCAGUCAGAGCUGUAGCGCCUGGGGCUUAUGCCUCGUGGUGGGGGUGACACUGCCAGGACAUGGAGCCCCUUGCCCCCUCUCGGCAGCCAUGGGGCAGUGCUCGGUGGUCCCCUUUCCAUUUGUGCCACGGGUUUUGUUUUGUUGCCUUUCCCUUUUGUUCGGCAGGGGCUGGGCUGCGGUGUCAGUGGGUUGUCCUCGCAGGGCUGCGGAGAACUGAAGUGGGAGACCCCUUCCGCAGAGCCAAGCACAGCUGGGAAGGCAGCAGGGCCAUUGACUGGGCUGGCUGGGGUGCUGCCCCCCUCGAAGGGGUAGAGCAAGGGGCACGUGCUGCAGCUGAGCCCCACGGGGAGCCCUCCCCUCCACGGCACAGGGUGUCCCGUGCUGAAUGCGCCUCCUCCGUCGUGGGUGGGCUGGGGAGCACGUCACACCGCACAGCCUCAUGAGCAAUGCUGCUUCUCUCAGU